GUGAAGAGUUUAAGAAAUGUUUAUCAAAAAUAAUUAAUACAAAACAUCUAUAAAACCUACAUCACAGAUCUGUGUGUGUGUGUGUGUGUGUGUGUGUGUGUGUGUGUGUGUGUGUGUGUGUGUGUGUGUGUGUGUGUGUGUGUGUGUGAGGAAUAUUGACCUCAGUUGACAACACUGAAGGGGUUGAAACUGGUUUGACGUAAAUUGUGAGUUGUUGUUGCUGUUGUUGUAUACACGUGUUUAAGUGUGUGAUACUCUGUAUGUUUGUGUGUUUAUGUGUAAAUUUGUGGGUCCUUGUGUUGUGUCGACCUCAGCCUGACGUUUCCUGGAAAGAGGACCAGACGCCAUGCGUCCGUCAGAGUUUCCGGUGGUCGUCACGGCGGUUGUAAAAAUGCAGCGAAAGGUCGGAGCGGAGGGUUUGGGCCCUGCGGGGAUGCUGGGCUGUAACAGUGACCCCGUUACUCUGCAGGUCGCUCUGAAUGAGACAACAUGAGGCCGUCUGCCCGAACACACUCUGAUCCUUUGUUUCUGUGUUUCUCAGAACGUGCAGCUGAAUCACGAGGAGCAACACCGAGGCUUUAAACUGAAGAAGACCGUCCCCCUGAAGAGUCAAAGAGUGUCUUCAGACAGAAACACGCUCACCUGAAAACACACACACACACACACACACACAGACAAAACCAUCAGAAACAUCACGUUGAAUAAUCCCUCCAUACUGAACUGACUAUAAAUAAUCAAUACAAGCCAAUGAAGCUGUGUUAUAAAAAAUAUCACAUAAACAAUUUUAAGGAGAAAAUAAGGGGAAGGGGGGGACAUCAACCAAUCAGAAACAAGGAGAACAUCGUCAUGACAAGAACAACUCAGAAGAACAAAUAAAACAUGAUGGUGAUGAUGAAAAUGGCGAUGGCAGAGAAGAUGAUGGUGAUGAUGAUGAUAAUGAAGAUAGUAAUGAUGAUGAUAAUAACAGAUAUAAUGAUGAAGAUAGUGAUGAUGAUGAUGAUGAUGGUAAUAAUGGUGAUUUGAUGGUGGCAAUGUCAGUGGUGAUGAUGAAGAUGGUGAUGAUGAUGAAGAUAAGGGUAAUGAUGAUGAUGAGGAAGAUAAUAAAGAUGUGAGAUGAUGGUGAUGACGAUGGAGAUGAUAAUGAUGAUAAUGAAAAUGAAGAUAAUGAUGAAGAUGAGGAUGAAGAUGAUGAAGAAGAAGAUGAUGAUGAUGAUGAUGAUGGUGAUGAUGGUGAUAACAGUGGUGAUGAUGAUGAUGAUGAUGAUGAUGAUGAUGGUGAUGAUGAU
Messenger RNA from Xyrichtys novacula (pearly razorfish), 1286 nucleotides. The record is from the annotation of a GenBank genome assembly. NCBI's taxonomy places the organism in Eukaryota, Metazoa, Chordata, Actinopteri, Labriformes, Labridae.